Sphaeramia orbicularis (orbiculate cardinalfish) is the source of this 2692-nucleotide messenger RNA. Its product is annotated as E3 ubiquitin-protein ligase TRIM8-like. Bases 356 to 2062 code for a protein of 568 amino acids. The transcript is spliced from 7 exons. The record is from RefSeq and is a predicted model, not a curated record. NCBI's taxonomy places the organism in Eukaryota, Metazoa, Chordata, Actinopteri, Kurtiformes, Apogonidae.
CUCCUCCUCUCUCUCGGCUCCUCCCCGUCCAUGUAUCAACUCUGACGGGUCACGUUAUCGGAGGGGGGCCGUCGGUGUGGAAGCAUUGAGCUCCCUCCCGACGAGUUGCAAUCUGCCUGCACUUACCAUAACGUAUUAGUCAAAGAGUUGACGGGAAAGCGGAACGAGCAGAUCUACAGCCGGGAAUUCUGGUAAAAACCCGGACACCCCGCGGUAAAUCCACGCACAGAACCGGAGCUCACCGCCGAGUGGAUGCGAAGCUGUUCGGCUUUAUAGGUGUACAGGAGUCUGCCGACGACAUGGACAAGAAAUAGUUGUUCUGCUCUUUUUUUAGUCGCCCAUCCAGCCUGAAGACAUGGAUGAAAGUUGGAAGAACUGCUUCGAAGAGGAGCUUUUGUGUCCUAUUUGCUUGAAUGUUUUUGAUGAACCCAUCCAGUUGCCAUGCAAACACAACUUCUGUAAGGGUUGCAUCUCUGAGGCGUGGACCAAAGAAAACGCUGGUGUCCGCUGCCCCGAGUGCAACCACGAGUAUGAUCAGAAACCCACACUGGAGAAGAACUUCAAGCUUGCCAACAUAGUGAAGCGGUUUAACGCUCUGAACACUGACAAAGUCCCUGCUGUGCUGCACUGUGUCCUCUGCAGACGAGGCCCCCCGCUGCCUGUACGCAAAGUCUGUCUGCGUUGCAAAGAGCCCUGCUGCCAAACUCAUAUUCAGACGCACCUACAGCAGCCCUGUGCUGCUCCCGGACACCUGUUAGUGGACGCCGAGGAGCUGAGCGCUUGGACUUGUCCCAGUCAUGAGGAGUACAGGCUGCUCCACUGUGAGGAGGAGCAGGUGGCUCUGUGUCCAUUCUGCUGCAUCUCUCACUGCACUAACCAAAGACACACAGUCUGCGAUGUGGAUACGCAACGCAUACAAAUGCAGGCCAUGCUAAUGAGGCAGCAAGACAAACUGGAGGGUCGUGUUCAGAACAUUGAUGAGCAACUCACCAAGCUGGAAUCAGACAAAACACUGAUGAAGGAUGCAGUGUGUCAACUGAAGGAGCGUGUGAGGGCCCAGUAUCAGCGGAUGCAAGCGAUGCUCGAAGCGAACCAGACUGAAACCAUGCAAAUGCUUGAGAGCAGUUACUCCAUGUAUGCGAGGAAGAACUCUCAACAAGCUCUGCAGCUCAAUGAGAGGCGCCAGGAAGCAGAAAAACUCCUGAGCUCAGUACAGACGUUCUUCCGGAAAGCAGAAAGCAUUAACUUCAUGAAGAACACAAAACCUUACCAGCUGCUAAUGGACAGGUCAAACAUGCAUCUGAGUAAUGCCGUUCCUCCACUCAGAGUGGGCCAGCUGAACUGUCAUCAAUUGCUAUCUGAACUGUCAACAAGAGAAAAGAACCUGCGUAAAAUUCUGGAUGAACCAUUCAAUGAGGCACCCAUUCUUGAGAUAGUCCAGUCUCACAGCAGUUCUCUUGGCUCCCACAUGGGGACUAGUUCAGGAGUACAGAAGAGGAAAUACAGUAUGGCUUUCUUAGAUAGUAACACAGAAAGUGCCACUUCCCAGGAUGCUGCGUUGUUGCGUUACGGCACCAAAAAGCCGUUCCUGGCCGACCAAAGCCACCGUGCUUCGUCCAUGUAUUCCUCUGAAGGCCUCUCUCAGAAUCCUCACACCGGCCCCAGCCACAGUCGGCUGCUUGAAAGUUCAGCCCAUCACAUGGUCGGUCUAGGGUCCAGCUCUAGCCACCACUCAGGGACAAUUUUCCCUCCCUCCCACUUUCCCAGCGGAGGUGCCUCACAACAAGCCAUGUACGAAGGGAGAAAAGUACUGAUGUGCACUCUGAAUAACUGCUGCUGCUCCAGGGCUCCUGCUGCACGCGGCCGUCCUCCGUACCCAGCAUCAGACUCCUUCCCCUCCAUGACCUCUCAGGAGUUUACCCAUCAUGCCCCGAUACCUGCGAGCCAGCCACUGCAGCAUUUCCCCAUGAGGGGUUUGAUGGAGGCGUCGCAGUCAGCCAGGCACCCUGACUUUUAUGGGCUGUACGGCCAGUCUUCAACCAAGCAUUAUGGGACCAAAUAAUCAACCAGAAUCUACAUUUUCUUCCCUUUUACCCAAAUUACUUUAUUGUUCCUUUCUGUUCUGGUUCAAAGAUAUGUUGUCUAGUUUCCAACACGCCUCCAUGAUGAUGAUUUUGACAUUUACUUGACCCCUUUUUUUUUUUUUUUUUUUUUUUUUUUUUUUAAAUGUGAUCUUUAACUUUGUUGCCCUGUUUUCUUUCUGAAGCACAGUGACAGUAGCAAUGGCCUAAUCUAAAAACACAACCCUGUGUUUUAUUUAUUUUCUAUUUCAAAUCGACUGGAAAUGCUAAUGUGAAUAAUGUAGUCUUAAAUCCGUUCAAGCAGUGAGGUAGACAGACGUAUCUUUCAUCACGAGCCCUGACGUGGGACUCCAGAGACUUCAGUGCCUAAAGACUGUUAACAUGUUCUUAUUGUACUUGCAAGUUCCUAGCUCUUGAUUAUUUCCUGUUUGCGGCUGAAAGCAUGCAGGGAGCCUCUCCAUGCACUCCAAAGUCCAUGUGGCUUUAGAAACACACUGGACUAGAAAUGCUUGUCAGGUUUUUCAAGAAUUUUAUACAAGAUUAUAAAUAAACCAAAAUCAGUGGAAAAUAUUGAAUAAAGAAACAUUAAAUUACUCCUUGUUUUAUUUUAA